This is a messenger RNA of Sphaeramia orbicularis (orbiculate cardinalfish), 2173 nucleotides long. RefSeq names its product ovochymase-2 (gene ovch2). The transcript is spliced from 16 exons. NCBI's taxonomy places the organism in Eukaryota, Metazoa, Chordata, Actinopteri, Kurtiformes, Apogonidae. The record is from RefSeq and is a predicted model, not a curated record. Bases 18 to 1955 code for a protein of 645 amino acids. Gene Ontology annotation, biological process: acrosome reaction; proteolysis. Gene Ontology annotation, molecular function: serine-type endopeptidase activity.
AGUCGGACCCGGUCUAGAUGUCUGCGAUAGGGAUGAGGAUCACUGCCGCUGUGUUCUGUCUGUGUUUUUGGGUAAACGCUGGCAUCCAUGCAACUAGAACAGGUCCAAAGUGUGGAGCUCCUCAGGUGUGGAGUCCGAUGGGUCACUUUAUGAGGGUGGUUGGAGGGACUGAGUCCACAUAUGGACGACACCCAUGGCUGGUUUCUCUGCGGAACAAGGGCUUUCAUUUCUGUGGAGGUUCCAUCCUGUCUGAGCGCUGGAUAAUCACCGCUGCACACUGCUUUUCAUCUCUAUCGAAAGAGUUUCUCAGUGGUGUUAAAGUGGUGGUUGGAGAUUUCGACCUGAGAGUAACUGAUGAAGAGGAGCAGGUGUUUCAUAUCAAGACAGUCUGGGUUCAUGAGAAGUAUCAGCGAACUCUGCCCAUGACCUACGACGUGGCUCUGCUGGAGCUGGAUCGACACAUUCACAUGGGAAACCAUGUUCAGCCAAUAUGUCUUCCACUCCCUGAUGACAACACCCCGCCUGAAACCAGUUGCAUUGUGGGUGGAUGGGGGAGAAUGAGGGAAAAGGGUCACCUUCCUUCAGUUCUGAGGGAGGUCCAGUUGGACUUGGUGGAUCCAUCCAAGUGUAAGCGGGUCCUCCAGACUGUGAAGAGUUCAGUUCUUACCCUGGGACCAAACGGGUCCCAGCCAGCCAUGACAGUUUUAUGUGCCGGGCCCGAGAGAGGAGGCAGAGACGCCUGUCAGGGGGACUCUGGAGGUCCUCUGGUAUGUCCGGCGGGGUCAGCGGGAGGUCAUUUGGUGGCGUUGGGCAUAACUUCCUGGGGUAAGGGCUGUGGUCGGAGCUGGGAAAAGAACAGAAGCCUCCCUCCGUCCAGAAGAGGAUCUCCAGGCCUGUUCACUGAUGUCAGACUGCUGCUGCCCUGGAUCAAAGAAAAACUCAAACAGGGUGAUGAGCAGCAUCCGGGACUGACUUCAUCAAGACUCUGCAGUGUCAAAGACGGGUCUGUAACUGACAUCGAGGGGGUGAUCAGAAACCCCGCCCUCCCCGGUGAUUGCUAUGACAACAACGAGCUGUGUGUGUGGAACAUCAGGGUUCCUCCAGGUUUCAGUAUUCUGCUGGAGUUGGAUCAUCUGGACUUAGAGAACGACUCCUACUGUCGAUACGACCGGCUGUCUGUGUCAGUCGGAGCUCAUAGACCUGUGGGAAUAUUCUGUGGAGGUAUCCUUCCCAGCCAGGUGCUUCUGAAUAAUUCCCAUCAUGCAACACUUCUCUUCUCAUCUGACAUUAGUGUUGCAGGAAGUGGCUUUGUGAUGAGGCAUCGUGCUGUUCAGGGAAACGCUGAUCCUGCCUGCAGGAUAGUUAUUCUAGUUGAGCACCAGUCUACUGUCCACAGCCCAAAUUACCCACAAUCCUACAGUAACGAUUGUGUGAUCCGAUGGGUGGUGUACGCUCCACUGGGUCACGUUAUUAAGUUGGAAUUUGCAGAUUUUGACCUGGAGGAGUCAGACGGAUGCCUGUACGAUUCCCUCACGGUUCUGGGAGACGUGGAAGGGACAGAAGAAAUAGCGUUGCUGUGUGGCAGCAGUGUUCCACCUCCUGUCCUCUCCUACCACAGCGUCAUGGUGCUUCAGUUCACCUCAGACGGCAGCGUCACACACAAAGGCUUCAGAGCUGGACUACAGUUCAUCAGCCAAUCAGAUCUGCAUCAUCAGGGUGGACCGUUCGAGCAGAGUCACAGUCAGAGUCACACUGAGGAUUUGGAAGUGAACCAGCAACGCUCCACAUCACAUGUGGACGUAGAUGCAGCAGAACCGGUCCGACGGCAGCGUGGCAGCAGAGUCCAACCCCACCUGGAUGAUGUGGAUCCGACCCCAGAGGACUCCACAGAACAUGUGGAUGUGGGUCCAGAUGAUGAGGACUAUGUCAGUGAGUCCUCAGGGACUGAACAGUAACAUGGUGGACAAAAAGAACAAAACGGAUGUUCAUGUAAAGCAGAAGGACUUUAAAACGAUGCUGCAUUAGCAUUUUCCAAAUCACUCCCAUCCCAGGAGGCAUUUCUGCAUCACAAUUAUAACGCUUGAUUUGAUUAAAAAUAAUUAUCCACUUAUAUGCCUUGACAACGCUUUCCAUAAUUAAUGUAGGACUAAGUACCAUGUUAUAUUAAAGACAA